Messenger RNA from Musa acuminata subsp. malaccensis (wild Malaysian banana), 640 nucleotides. The record is from RefSeq and is a predicted model, not a curated record. Lineage: Eukaryota; Viridiplantae; Streptophyta; Magnoliopsida; Zingiberales; Musaceae.
GCCUCUCCUUGUCAACUUUCGGAAACGCCAUGGAUUUCACAUGUUGCAGCACCCUCCCUCUUAUCCCCGCAAAGUCAUAGGCCUCGACGCAUCUAUUUAUAACCAGACCGAGGCACCCCCAUCUCCACCACCGCAAUCUAUGAUUCUGUACCUCCUCCUUAAUCCACUGCCUCGCCUUUGGAUCCACAGGCCGUAAGAGAACCCUCGAGAUGGCAGGGAGAAGGUCGAGGCUCUGUCUCUCCAAAGGCAGAGACAAUGGUGGUUCUGGCUCUUCCGGCACCUCGCGGGUGGUUCGCAAGGGCCACUUCGCGGUGUACACACGGGAGGGGCGGCGGUUUGUGGUGCCGAUAGCGUACCUGAAGAGCAACAUCUUCCAGGAGUUGUUCCGGAUGUCGGAGGAGGAAUACGGGGUGCCGGUCGGCGACCGCCCCAUCACGCUGCCGUGUGACGCGGCCUUCAUGGAGCAUGUCGUGGCCUCGCUCAGGGACGGGCGCUGGAAGAAGCCGUGCGCCGCUCCAUUUUUCCUAACCAGAGCCUGAGUUCCUCUGCUUCAAGGAUAUGGACUCAAAUUCAUGGCUAAUCUUUAUGAUUGGCCGAGGGCCUGUAACUUUGUCGUAUUACUAGUUGAUCUUUUAUCCUA